CACAGCUGGAGGCGGGAGCUAAGAAGAGCAGUGUGUAACCUGGAGCAUAUAAGGCCGACCUGAGUAGCGCCUCCGUCAGACCAACUCCUGCCUUAGUGAAGUGUACACCUCCCCCAGGACUCUUCCCCAUGAAGGUGCUGAAGAACGUGGUGGGGGCCCUGUUGCUGGUGGCGACGGCCAGCUGUGCCCUGCUCCCCCCCGCCACACCUGCCCCACAACAACAACCUCCUCAACAACCACAACACCGAAAUUUACAACAGAAGAUAAGCGAAAUAAUAGAAGAAAUAAGCCAGGCAGAGAGAGAGAAGGAAGUAACGAAGACGUGUAACGAAGCCACAAGCGUCAACAACACGUACUUCGUUAACCCCGACGCCAACAGCCUGGAGCUGGGCGCCUGUACGCUCACCAUCAACCACCUUGACAACAACAUCUGCCAGAUGAGGUUCGACUUCAUAACCCUCGACCUCUCCCAGCCGGAUUCCAAUGGUAUCUGCACUGACGACUUCCUGACUGUAACCGGCGGAGUGUCCAGUGUUCCCAUGAUUUGCGGAUACAACAGUGGUCAACACGUUUACUACGAUGUGGACCCCAAUGGUGGAGCCGUGAAGCUGACGGUAGACCGCUCGGCGCAGGCCUCUCUCCUCAAGACCUGGAACAUUAAAGUCUCCCAGAUCGCCUGUGACUCCAGGUUCCGAGCGCCCGUGGGCUGCCUGCAGUACUACACGACCACCGCUGGCACAGUCAGCAGCUUCAACUUCCUCAAUGCCAACACCGCUACUGGUCAGAGCAACAGGCAGCUGUCCAACCAGGACUACGGGAUCUGCAUCAGACGCUACGACAACUACUGCGGCAUCACCUGGGAAUCAUACAGUGAUGGUGGCAACUUUGGCUUCACUAUCUCCGGACCAGCCGAUGCAACUGUAAUAGACAUCAUAGGUACCAUUAUCACGAGCAGCCGGGACAGUGACUGUACUACGGACUACGUGGUCAUCCCCGGGGGGAUGUACACCACUUCCUCCACCAGUACUGUUGUCACGCCCGCUGGAAGGUACUGCGGCCUCGGCUUCCCUCCCUCAGUUACUACCACGUCCCAGCCCUUCGUCCUGUACGUGAAGACGGACGACAACGAGGCGGGAGACAGCGUAAACCGCGGCUUUAGUCUCAGAUACCGACAGCUUAGUUACUGCACAUAAUUAUUGUAUAUAUUACUGCCAUUGCUUCGACUGUCUUUACUGAUAACUGAUGUUAGUUUUGAUGUCGCUGUAAUAAUAAUAAAAAAAAAAUAUU
Messenger RNA from Procambarus clarkii (red swamp crayfish), 1287 nucleotides. RefSeq lists its product as uncharacterized. Lineage: Eukaryota; Metazoa; Arthropoda; Malacostraca; Decapoda; Cambaridae. The record is from RefSeq and is a predicted model, not a curated record.